CCUGAGCUGUCGAAUAACAAGCGAAAAAAAUAGGACGAAAAAAAAAAAAAAAUCUAAAUUUAAAAAAGGAGAAAAAAAGGAAAAAUAGGGUUAGGGAUUUUGACCGCGGAGCGAGAUUUGGGGCUUUCAAUCCGAUCCAAUCAUCGCCGCUCCCACGGAUCGCGGUUUUCCGGCGAGCGAUCCCACCCCUCUCCCCCUCUCAAAUCCCUUCAAAUCCGCUGUUUUCGAUACGUGAGAUCGCCGGAGAGAUCGCCGGGAAACCGCUUUUGGGGCCGGCGUCGGGAUCGGGGGAGGUUUCCGCGCCCGAUCCCCGUGGUUGUAGGGUCAGGGUUUCGGAUCGGGCAUGCAAUCGGGUGGAGGGGGCGGUGGAGGAGGAGGAGGAGGAGGAGGAGGUGGAGGGAGCGGGCGGAGCGCCGCGGCGGCGGCGAUGGGGGGGCGGAGGUCGCCGUCGUCGUCGGCGUCGCCGUCGUCGUCCUCCUCCGCGCAGGGGCAUCUAGGGUUUGAGUCGUCUACGACGCAGCAGCAGCAGCAACAGCAGCAACAGCAGCAGCAGCUCGUGUAUAGGCUGGCAUUGCAGCAGCAAGAGCAGCAGCAGCAGCAGCUCAGAAAAGCUGAUGGGGAAAAUGUGCUCUUACCCUAUCAAUUUGGUAAUCCCCAUGGGCCAAUGGGGGGAAGCAACUUUUCUUCUUCUUCUGGUGCUAUACCUCUGCCUCAGCCUCAGAGGAAGUUAAACGAUUCGCCUCAUCAGCCUAAUGAAAGCCAGAAUAAACCUCAGGGUCUCGGUCCGCACGUGCACCAAGCUUACCUCCAAUUUGCUUUGCAGGCGGCCCAACAACAAAAGUCUCAUGGGAACCUACUGGCCCAACAACAACAGCAACACCAACAGGCUAAAUCUAAUACAAUUAGCCCUGCAGGGAGAAACCAGGACGUUCUUGCGAAUGCCAUGAAGAUGCAGGAGCUCAUGACUCUUCAGGCAGCAAGCCAGGCACAGUUGUCUAAGUUACGUGAGCAGGGGCAACCUAGUGGCCCAACAACUAAUGUAGCGAGGCCCAUGCAAUCUUUGUAUCCACAAGCUAGUUCAAGCAAUGUUGCUAAUAGUAAUAAUCAGAUGGCGAUGGCCCAGUGGCAAGCUGUGCAGCUUUGGGCCAAGGAGCAGAAUAUCGAUCUCUCUGUUCCAGCUAACAUGAAUCUCGUCGCCCAAGUUCUGCCACUUUGGCAAUCAGCUAGGAUGGCUGCUGUUCAGAAGCAGAAUGAAGCUAACAUAAGUGCACAGCAAUCAAAACAACCGGUCAUGUCUUCACCUGUUGGGAGCGAAAAUUCUGCCCAAUCUGGGCCUUUAAAACCCCGACAGCCUUUUCCAUCUAACCCAAUGGCGACCGGAGGGGAUACUUUGGCGGUGAAUCCUAAUACUAUCCAGAUGCAACAACAAAUAGGUGGUCGUAGCAGGGAGGGGCAAAAUGAGAGAGUUGUUAGACACCCAAUGACAAUUGGAACUGGAGGGCAAGUUAAUAACCAGGCUCCUCCUGAGCAGACAGGGUCUGAAACACUGCAGAUGCAAUAUAAUAGGGCCCCACAACCGCCGAACCGACCCACUGGGCCCUCAAUUUCAUCUCAAGCUACACCAGCACAGAUGCCAAGGCAAAAUGUUGGGUUCACGAAAGAGCAACUUCAUGUUCUUAAAGCUCAAAUAUUAGCUUUUAGGCGUCUCAAGCGUGGUGAGCGCACUCUGCCACCAGAAGUUCUUGAAGCGAUUACAUCUCCAGCACCUGAAUCACAGAGACAGCAGAAUACUGUCUUCCCAGGUAUGGGUAAUCGAGAAAAGGCUGCAGUAAACCAAGUUGAAGAGCCAGCAAAGCAUGCUGAGACUAAUGAGAAGGCUCCGGAAAAUGCUCCUCCGCUUCAAGCCCAUCGUCAGCCAAAGGAGGAGGCCACUGCUGUUGAAGAAAAAGCUUCUGUCAUGAGCAACAUGCAACGAAUGGCACCUUCAUCAAAAGAACCGUUGCAAGUUGGAUCUUUUUCAAAACUUGAGCAAAAUAAUCUUAAUAAUAUCAAAUCUGAGCAAGAGGUUGGAAGAGGAAAUCAAAAGAGUUAUACUAAGAGUGAUUAUAAUGGUGAAAAGGGUAAAUCUGUACCGCCUGAUGCGAGCAUUGUGGACGCUGAGCAUGUGCAAAAACCUGCAGCAACAAAUAACAUGUCUGCGCAAAGAGAUCCUGCGAGAAAAUUUCAUGGCCCAAUUUUCGAUUUUCCGUCCUUUACGAGAAAACAUGAUUCUUUGGGACCAAUGUCUGCUAAUUACUCGAGUAAUUUGACGCUAACUUAUGAUGUGAAAGAUUUGCUUGCUGAGGAAGGUACAGUUGUGCUUAACAAGAAAAGAACUGAGAAUCUUAACAAGAUCAGCGGAUUGCUGGCAAUUAACCUAGAGAGGAAAAGGAUCAGACCUGAUCUCGUUUUACGGCUGCAAAUUGAAGAAAAGAAACUCAGGCUUCUAGAUCUUCAGGCUCGUCUGAGGGAUGAGCUUGAUCAGGAACAGCAGGAAAUAAUGGCGAUGUCAGACCGGCCAUACAGAAAGUUUGUUAGGCAAUGCGAGCGCCAAAGAGUUGAGCUUUUGCGGCAGGUUCAGCAAUUACAGAAGGCCUCUAGAGAGAAGCAGCUCAAAUCCAUCUUCCAGUGGCGCAAGAAGCUCUUGGAGACCCACUGGGCUAUUCGUGAUGCGCGGACAACACGGAACAGAGGAGUUGCAAAGUACCAUGAGAGGAUGCUGAGGGAGUUUUCUAAGAGAAAAGAUGACGACCGCAACAAGAGGAUGGAGGCAUUGAAGAACAAUGAUGUGGACAGGUAUCGUCAGAUGUUGCUAGAGCAGCAGACUAAUGUGCCUGGUGAUGCGGCUCAACGAUAUUCUGUCCUGUCCUCCUUUUUGUCCCAGACAGAAGAUUAUCUUCUUAAACUUGGAGGAAAGAUAACAGCUGCAAAGAAUCAUCAAGAAGUGGCUGAGGCGGCGAAUGCUGCUGCAACAGCUGCACGUGCACAGGGUCUUUCUGAAGAAGAAGUCAAGGCAGCAGCUGCAUGCGCCCGUGAGGAAGUGAUGAUAAGGAAUAGGUUCUCUGAGAUGAACGCUCCCAAAGACAGUUCAUCUGUUAACAAGUAUUAUAAUUUGGCUCAUGCCGUUAAUGAACGAGUUCUGAGACAGCCAUCAAUGUUACGAACUGGAACUUUGAGAGAUUAUCAACUUGUUGGGCUGCAAUGGAUGCUCUCUUUGUACAAUAACAAGUUGAAUGGUAUCUUGGCAGAUGAGAUGGGUCUCGGCAAGACUGUGCAGGUUAUGGCAUUGAUUGCUUACUUAAUGGAGUUCAAAGGGAAUUAUGGGCCGCAUCUUAUAAUAGUUCCAAAUGCUGUCUUAGUCAAUUGGAAGAGCGAACUGCUUAGUUGGUUGCCAUCAAUAUCAUGCAUUUUUUAUGUUGGUGGAAAGGAUCAAAGGUCAAAACUGUUCUCUCAGGAGGUUUGUGCUGUAAAGUUUAAUGUGCUUGUGACAACAUACGAAUUUGUGAUGUAUGAUCGUUCCAAGCUCUCAAAAAUUGAUUGGAAGUACAUUAUAAUUGAUGAAGCCCAAAGAAUGAAAGAUAGAGAGUCGGUUUUGGCACGUGAUCUUGAUCGGUAUCGCUGCCAGAGACGAUUGCUUCUCACUGGGACUCCUCUCCAGAAUGAUUUGAAGGAGCUAUGGUCCCUCUUGAAUUUACUUCUCCCCGAAGUAUUUGACAAUCGUAAAGCAUUUCAUGAUUGGUUCUCAAAGCCCUUUCAGAAGGAUGGGCCUUCUCACACACAAGAGGAAGACGACUGGCUGGAAACAGAGAAGAAAGUUAUUAUCAUCCAUCGGCUUCACCAAAUUUUGGAACCUUUUAUGCUUAGAAGACGUGUAGAGGACGUUGAAGGUUCACUUCCUCGGAAGGUCUCUAUUGUUCUAAGGUGUAGGAUGUCAGCCAUUCAAGGCGCUAUAUAUGAUUGGAUCAAAUCCACUGGUACCAUUAGGGUUGAUCCUGAGGAUGAGCUGCGAAGAUUCCAGAAAAAUCCAAUGUACCAGGUCAAAACAUAUAGGAACCUCAACAAUAAGUGUAUGGAAUUGCGCAAAGCCUGCAACCAUCCCCUACUCAACUACCCUUAUUUUAAUCAUUAUUCAACGGAUUUUCUAGUGAGAUCUUGCGGAAAACUCUGGAUUCUCGAUAGGAUCCUUAUAAAGCUCCAGAGAGCAGGACACCGUGUUCUUCUGUUCAGUACUAUGACCAAACUUCUCGAUUUGUUAGAAGAAUAUUUGCAAUGGAGGCGGCUCAUUUAUCGACGGAUAGAUGGAACGACUAGCUUAGAAGAUCGUGAGGUGGCAAUUGUGGACUUCAACCGUCCUGAUUCAGAUUGCUUUAUCUUCUUGCUCAGUAUUCGUGCUGCUGGAAGAGGUCUGAAUUUACAAACCGCGGAUACUGUGGUAAUUUACGACCCAGAUCCAAACCCACAAAAUGAGGAGCAGGCGGUGGCUAGGGCCCACCGUAUUGGGCAGAAGCGAGAGGUUAAGGUUAUAUACAUGGAAGCUGUUGUUGAUAAAAUCUCAAGCUAUCAGAAAGAGGAUGAAUUAAGAAAUGGAGGAACGGGGGAUUUAGAAGAUAUUGAUCUUGCGGGGAAAGACCGCUACAUGGGAUCGAUUGAGAGCCUAAUCCGCAACAACAUUCAGCAGUACAAGAUCGACAUGGCUGAUGAAGUUAUUAAUGCUGGUCGCUUCGAUCAGCGGACGACGCACGAGGAAAGGCGGAUGACUUUGGAGACAUUACUACAUGAUGAAGAGAGAUACCAAGAAACUGUUCAUGAUGUUCCAUCUUUGCAAGAGGUGAAUCGAAUGAUUGCUCGAAGUGAAGAAGAGGUUGAGCUUUUCGAUCAGAUGGACGAAGAAUUAGAUUGGACUGGAGAUAUGGUGAAGCACAGCCAAGUACCAAAGUGGCUUCGUGCUAGUUCUAGGGAAGUUGAUUCUAUCACUGCUAGCUUAUCUAAAAAGCCCUCAAAGAAUAUAUUAUCGAGCAACCCUGAGUUAGUAACAGGCGACCUAUUCACUGGACAAACUGAGAGGAGGAGGGGACGGCCUAGGGGUUCAACUACGAAGAAGUACUCAAUUUACAGGGAGGUGGAUGAUGAAGAUGUUGAGGAUUCUGAUGUUGACUCGGACGAGAGGAAUGUGUCGUCUUUGCGUGAAGAGGAGGGUGAAGUGGGAGAAUUUGAAGAUGAAGAAUUUAAUGAUCCUGCUGAUGUCAUACCCGAUAAUAAGGACCACUCAGAAGAGGAAGGGCUGAUCGGUGAUGGUGAUGGUGAUGGUGGUGGUGGUGGUGGUUAUGAUUUUCCCCAGGUAAUGGAAGGCGAAAAGAAUAACCAUAGGUUUGAGGAAGCUGGUUCUACAGGAUCUUCUUCGGGGAGUCAAAGAAUACCGCAGCUUGCCACUCCCUCUAUGUCUUCACAAAAGUUUGGGUCUCUUUCUGCUUUAGAUGCCAGGCCUCCUCUUCUUUCGAAAAGAAUGUCUGAGGAGCUAGAGGAAGGAGAAAUCGCAUUAUCAGGUGAUUCCCACAUGGAUAUGCAGCAGCAGUCGGAAAGUUGGGCCCAUGACCGCGAAGAUGGCGAGGAUGAACAAGUUCUUCAACCGAAGAUAAAGCGCAAACGCAGUAUCCGGACUCGCCCAAGAUCCAGUUUUGAAAAGCUAGAAGAAAGAUCGGGUGGGGAUGGAGCCUUCACUGCUCGCAGUUCUCAGCUAGAUAGGCGACUAAGAUCAGACCAAGAAGUUGCUGCAGUUGGCGAGCCAGUUCUUGGGAGACACGGCAUGAAUGCUUCAUCUAUAGAACAAAGGCGUAAUUUACCAUCGAGAAAGGUUUCGCCUGUUGUUACGCAGCAGAAGUCAGGUAAGUUGAAUUACUUGUCUGGACCCGGAGAGGGGUCUGUGGAGCAUUCUAGGGGAAGUUGGAACACCAAAUCUGUAAUUGGGUCUACGGGCCCCUUUGGUGGCACAAAGAUGUCCGACAGUACACAAAGGAAGUGCAAGAAUGUAAUCAGCAAACUCCGUAUGAGGAUCGAUAGGGAGGGGCGUCAACUCCUACCUGUACUAACUGAUUGGUGGAGGAGGAAUGACUCUUCUGCUUUUGUGACUUCGACUAGCAGCCCUUUGGACCUGCAAAAAAUCGAGCAGCGAGUUGACGGUUUUGCCUAUAACGGCGUGGAUGACUUCAUAGCAGAUGUGCAGCUGAUGUUGAGUAAUGUCGUUCAGUAUUGCAACUCCUCUUAUGAGGUGCGUAGUGAAGCUGGCAAGCUUCAAAACCUAUUCUUCGACAUCAUGAAGAUUGCAUUCCCCGACACAGACUUCAGAGAAGCAAGGAAUUCUCUCUCAUUUUUCAUUCCUGGAGGAUCCGCCGCCGCCGCCGCCGCCGCCGCUGCUGCCGCUGCCCCUUCACCCAAAUCGGCCCCCUCCGGCCUGAGCAGACGACAAGACACUGGCACCCCCAAAGCUUCCUCCCAUGGUGCCGAGCCUGCCGAUGAACCUCGGAACAGAAGCUAUCCUUCUAAGCUUCAGAGAGAAUCAAGAUCUACUCUGUCUUCCGAACGCCCCCCGCCCCCUCUGCUGGCCCACCCAGGCGAUCUGGUAAUCUGCAAGAAGAAGAGGAAAGACCGGUCCGGCCCAGUGUCUCCGGCCGGGUCCGGUCGGGGUGUCCCCCUCUCCGCGAGGAACCCUACUCCUGGCAGGAUGGGCCCACUUUCCCCGCCCCCUUCGAGUAGAACCCUACGCGGUCCAUCUCAACUGGCGACCCAGUCAGUCGGCUGGGCCCAUCAGUCCGGUGGCACCACCAGUGGCAGUGGUGGUGGGGGUAGUGGGUCGCCCGCCGGUAUCGGAGACGUCCAGUGGGCCAAAACUGUAAAGAGGAUGAGGACGGAUGCCGGGAAAAGACGGCCAAGCCAUGUAUGAUGAUGUACCUAACUCCUCUGGUCUGUAUAUUUGUUCUACCAUCAGAUAACACUAGCUAUUUUGUAGAGCUUACUCCAUUCAUCCGCGCCCCAUCCCCUCCGGAAUCUUCUAUCUGUACUUGAAUCUCCCCAUCUCUGCUCAAUGCCCAUGGCAAUGGUGUUGUGAUGAAUUUAAAGGGAAGAGGAUGAGAUGUGUCUCUGAUAUUUUCAUUUUAAUGAAGUAUAUAUAAUUGUUCC
Ananas comosus (pineapple) is the source of this 7212-nucleotide messenger RNA. Its product is annotated as ATP-dependent helicase BRM. Gene Ontology annotation, biological process: positive regulation of transcription by RNA polymerase II. Gene Ontology annotation, molecular function: ATP-dependent chromatin remodeler activity; protein binding; DNA binding. The transcript has 14 exons. Gene Ontology annotation, cellular component: nucleus. The record is from RefSeq and is a predicted model, not a curated record. The coding region runs from base 344 to 6976 and encodes 2210 amino acids. Lineage: Eukaryota; Viridiplantae; Streptophyta; Magnoliopsida; Poales; Bromeliaceae.